CGAAGCCAAAAAGCAGAGUUUGUGCUUUUACUACUCGGGAGGAGAAUAAAAAAAAGAUUGAGAAAAUGGCAAAUUCGUCCACUGAACACUGCAAGACCAUACUGUACAGGUCUCUUGUCCAACCUAUGCGAAGCAUUGACGAGAAAAUACAUUUUCAAUAUUUUCGUGUGUCGGUUGCCGGAUUUGACGACUUGCUUCAGCGGCUUUCCCCUCACAUCUCACACGAGAGAACUCACAGCAUGCCCAUAAGUUCUGCAGAAAGGCUGUCUGUGACCUUUCGGUUUCUGGCGAGUGGCAGCACACAGCAAAGUAUCGUUGCGAGUUAUAAACUAGGAAAUCUCGCCCGUUUGUGGCGACGUCAUGGAAGUGUGGAACAUGUGACUACAGGGUUGGUGGAUUUUGAGGGGUAGUGGCAAGAGAAGAUUGGGGAGACAAAUUGAUUUAGGGAAGAGUGGGGAAAUAAAUAGGCUGCCUUCCGAUAACAAGCAUCCAGAAGUGUUCACACUUUCAUUUCACCUCAUGCAUUUAAAAGCAUUGGAUUGGUGCAAGCAUAAUGGGGAGACAUUCCACCACAGCACAAGACCACUGGACUACCCCAGGCAGUGUUUUCUUUCCUAACCCUCUGUAUUAUUUGAAUAUUGUGAAAAAAAUAAUAAACAAUUCACCACCUAAAACACUGCUGAUGAGGCAGAAUCAGACAACAGUGUAAAAUCAUGUUAAAUGACAGUACUAUAACGUCAUUUUAUCAACACAUAAGUUAUACAGUGUUAUGGUUGAAUGUUUUUAGCUGAUUUACAUCUAAUGACAAUGCUUUCUUUUCAAAUUACAGAACUGGAUUGGUAACUGUGGGCGUUCACUUAACACCUCCUGCAACACCCGGUGCGGGCAAAGCUGCUGGUUAUAAGCGCAGUGUGUCUGACUAUAACUUGUUUUGUGCAGAGGUGCUGAAGGGGAAAGUUCAAUAAAUGUUCUUAUGUAAAUGGAGGCUGCUGUCCUCAUCCUGAAGAAACAUGGAGGACAAAAGGAGGUGCAGCACCUGGCCACUAGUGGAGCGCAACAGGUUGUCAUGCCAACUGGAGUUGUCAGAGAAGGUGACCUUUCCUUUGCAGGUGUAAACACAACUGGACCACAGGAUGUUGGGAGAAGCCGAGCAGAUCUAGUUCAGUUAGAUGAAUGUGGUGGAAAAGGUGAGUUCCCCUACCACUCUUUUGAGGAGGGGACCAUCGUCAUUAGAUGUCUGGGGCAUGAGUUAACCAUUAAGCGACCGUCAUCUUUUGGAAACAAACAGCUGGAAAACAUACUGACAAAGGCAGGGGACUUCAAAUUUGAAAUUAACGUGGCAAGGGCCAGCCGGGCCCCAGUGGACCUCCAGUCCCCUCCAGAUAUGGCGAAGGCAAGCCGGGCCCCAAUGGACCUCCAAUCCCCUCCAGAUAUGGCGAAGGCAACCCGGGCCCCAAUGGACCUCCAAUCCCCUCCAGAUAUGGCAAAGGCAAGCCGGGCCCCAAUGGACCUCCAGUCCCCUCCAGAUAUGGCGAAGGCAAGCCGGGCCCUAAUGGACCUCCAAUCCCCUCCAGAUAUGGCGAAGGCAAGCCGGGCCCCAAUGGACCUCCAGUCCCCUCCAGAUAUGGCGAAGGCAAGCCGGGCCCCAAUGGACCUCCAGUCCCCUCCAGAUAUGGCGAAGGCAAGCCGGGCCCUAAUGGACCUCCAAUCCCCUCCAGAUAUGGCGAAGGCAAGCCGGGCCCCAAUGGACCUCCAGUCCCCUCCAGAUAUGGCGAAGGCAAGCCGGGCCCUAAUGGACCUCCAAUCCCCUCCAGAUAUGGCGAAGGCAAGCCGGGCCCUAAUGGACCUCCAAUCCCCUCCAGAUAUGGCGAAGACAAGCCGGGCCCCAGUGGACCUCCAGUUCCCCAGUGGACCUCCAGUUCCCCACUGACAUUGCGAGGGGCAGCCAGGCCUCAGCGGACCUCCGGGCCCCGCCAGACCCCUUGUUGCAUCAACACCUGAUCAGCCGAACUUUGUGGUUUCCUCUGGGUAUCCUGCCUUGGAGACUUUUCUGGGGCUGCCUGUCUUGCCUGGACCCACCGGGCCCCAAGGUCCUGCAGUUGCUGGCUCAGUGGGACCCAUAACUGACACUCUUGCCCAGGCCAUGCUGCUGUCAGAUAUAUCCCCAGACACGCUGGUGACAUUGGACAUCUCCCAACUUUAUGAACAUCUACUUUCUCCCCUUUUUACUUGCCUCCUACUUUUUUGCAGUAAUGCUGCAAUCAGUUGGUUGCAUGUAUGUAUACAUCCUAUUCAUAACAUUGUGAAUAAAGAUAAUACCAUUUUUAAACAA
Messenger RNA from Coregonus clupeaformis (lake whitefish), 2332 nucleotides. RefSeq lists its product as uncharacterized. NCBI's taxonomy places the organism in Eukaryota, Metazoa, Chordata, Actinopteri, Salmoniformes, Salmonidae. Bases 980 to 1930 code for a protein of 316 amino acids. The record is from RefSeq and is a predicted model, not a curated record. The transcript is spliced from 8 exons.